AUUGCGAUCUUUUGCCUUCAACUGUUUCUUGGUCCUUUUGGCGCGCAAGUGGCGCGGUUGUUAUUGUAUCGUGGGUUGCUAUUGGAACGCGGUAGAUUUAACACGCACAGAUUUAACGCGGAAAAUACGACGUAAAAGUCAUUGUUAAGACGCAAUCUAGAUUAUAUAUCUCCAUUUGGUUGUGGUUUUGUGCAUACAUCAACAGAACGUUUUAGAUAAAUAAUGUGGACUGCAUGAAGUCCAAUUUCGUAAGAACUUAUUUGUGUGACACAUGAUCUUAUCAGAUCAUUUUUCACCGGAUGUUGACAUCCACUUUCAUGUUUCUUGAGCCCAAAUUCAUACUCUAGCGAAGAGAGGACUGCUUCUGAAGUCAGUGUGAUGGAGUACUCUGAGACCAUCUUGAAGGAGGAGCCAGAUCUGGAUGUUGAGGUGAAACCUUUUGAGUUGCUGUAUCUCAACGGUGCUAAGGAAUUGGAAGAGGAUCCUCUUGCACUAGAUCCAUUAGCUGGGUGUGACGGGGGUAAGAAACCCCUGAUAAACCACUUGGAACAGCUUGUAAAGGAAGAAACAGCCGACACAAGUGAACAUUUGACUUCUGCGCGAUUGGUUGUCAAGCAAGAAGAUGCAGAUUCAUCUAAAGCAUGUUUUGAAGAGCGUGAAAAAAGUGGUGAUGGCAAUGAGAAUAACCCUGAUUUGCCAAAUGAUAUCUCGCAGAUCUCAGAACCUCAACCAAAGAAAGAGAAAAAGUUCAAUUGUGAGUGUGGAAAGAGCUUCAUGUCUUCAAGCCAUUUGGCUCGGCACAAGGUUACUCACUCAGAGAUGUCAUACGCUGGGAACACUAGCGAUUGUCUUCUUCAUUGCCAGUUUUGCAAGCAAAGCUUUAGGCAACUAAGUGAACUUGACAGGCAUCUGCGCACACAUUCAAAAGAGCAACCCUUCUCAUGCCCACAUUGUCCUGAAAAGUUUAGCAAAAAAUCCCAGCUCGCUACCCAUAACAUGAAACACAAGGGACAACACCUCACAUGCGACACAUGCCAGGCUCAGUUCUCCUAUCGAAGUGUGCUCAUUACCCAUGUCAAAAAGCAUAUGUCCGUGGGACCUGUGAAGGAGUGUAAAUGUAAGAUCUGCAAUAGAAUCUUUAAUCGCAAUGAGCACCUCACAAUACACAUGCGGACGCAUACCGGGGAAAAACCCUAUGCGUGUGACUAUUGUGGGAAACGAUUCACUCAGAAUUCUGCUUUGACUGUGCACAAAAGGCAGCACACUGGAGAAGAGCCCUACAGUUGUGACAAAUGUGAUCGGAAAUUUAGAUACAAAUCUGAUUUAACGAUUCACACAAGGAUGCACUUGAAACAAAAACCCCAUUUGUGCGACAUAUGUGGAAAGUCGUUUUAUCAGAGUGGCAACUUAACAGUUCAUAAGCGUCAGCAUACUGGGGAGAGACCAUACAAAUGUAAGUUAUGCCCCAAAUCAUUUUCAACAGGUACUUCAUUUAAUUUGCACAAAAGUAUACAUACCAAAGAAAAUCAGAGAAAAUGUGAAAUUUGCAGCAGUAUUGUAAGUUCGUCUCAUAUGAAAACUCACAUGCGGAUUCACACGGGAGAAAAACCAUAUCAGUGCAGAUUUUGUAGCAUGUCAUUUAGGCAGAGUUCACACUUGAAAAGCCAUGAAUCAAUGCAUUCCCAGGAGAGGAGCUUCAGCUGUAAGAAGUGUGGGAAGAAACUGAGGUCUACAGAAACUCUGAAGCUUCAUAUGCGCGUCCACACAGGAGAGAAACCAUAUAAAUGUGAUUAUUGUGACAAGACCUUUGCACAGUCCACACAGCGUUUGGCCCAUAUGAGGACACAUCACGCUGAGGAAUCACUUUUCCAUUGCGCACACUGUGAAAAAGCAUUCAAUACCAAAAAUCAUCUGAUCAAACACAUAAAGACACACGAUAUCUAAAAAUUCAUGUGGCUCAAGUCGAGGUUAGUGUUGUUUAGCAACAUGUGCAGAUAGGAUAAUGACAAUUUGAGAUGUAUGUAUGCAAGCAAGCAAUAUUUUUUUAUUAGACAAUUGGAAUCAAAAUAAAAGUAUUUUAUGAACAGAAUUAAUUGUAUGUUAUUUUUUGUAGAAAUGAAACUCUUAAUCCAUUUAUCAUGUGAAAAUGUUUGUAAUAAAAUGAGUUAAAAGU
Messenger RNA from Gryllus bimaculatus (two-spotted cricket), 2173 nucleotides. The record is from the annotation of a GenBank genome assembly. Lineage: Eukaryota; Metazoa; Arthropoda; Insecta; Orthoptera; Gryllidae.